Gigantopelta aegis is the source of this 564-nucleotide messenger RNA. RefSeq lists its product as uncharacterized. Bases 1 to 444 code for a protein of 147 amino acids. The transcript is spliced from 5 exons. Lineage: Eukaryota; Metazoa; Mollusca; Gastropoda; Neomphalida; Peltospiridae. The record is from RefSeq and is a predicted model, not a curated record.
AUGGGUGACGAAUUGGCUAACUUGAAGACGAUGGGUGACGAAUUGGCUAACUUGCGGUGGAAUUUUGUGAUAACGAAUAAUGCUGGGACGAGGAUUCCGGUGGCGGUGGCCCUGAAUCGACGGAGCAUGCUAACAAUCCCAGACGAGGUAAAGAAUGACAAACGGUGCAUUAAACGAACCAUCAACCAACACGACUUUGAGCAAAAUGAGAUCAUUCAGAAGAAUGAGCAUUGGACGGUUCCCAAUAGAUCUCUGCCGAAAGACCAGGUUGAGAGAGAAAUCGGUAACAUGCUAGCCGAUUUCUGCUCCGAUGCUGACGUUUAUAUGCUGAAACGAGACUUGGCAGCCCGCUCACCUGCUUCUCAGUCGAGAGAUUGUCAGUCAUUCUGCUUCAACUGUUCCAUUGAAGGCCACCAAGAGCCCGGAGCCAACACUCAGCAGUAGACCAUAUCGGUUAUGAGCAAUUUGUUGAGGAAAAAAAAGAUAAAGUAAAACUAUGCUUAAUGAUACCUUAAGAAUUACCGUAAUUCAACUCAUGAUGUCAAAUAAAGAAUUCUGAGUAGC